Anopheles merus is the source of this 3108-nucleotide messenger RNA. Its product is annotated as alkaline phosphatase-like. The transcript has 3 exons. Gene Ontology annotation, biological process: dephosphorylation. Lineage: Eukaryota; Metazoa; Arthropoda; Insecta; Diptera; Culicidae. Gene Ontology annotation, molecular function: alkaline phosphatase activity. Bases 33 to 1727 code for a protein of 564 amino acids. The record is from RefSeq and is a predicted model, not a curated record.
GUCAGUUACGCGGUGAUUGUGGUAUCGUAAUAAUGGGUCUCAUUUGUGUGCUGUUGGUCAUUACGGUUUCUGUGCAUGUCACGGUGAAUGGUGUGAUCGGCAACCCAUUGUCUAACUUUGUAACAGUCCCUAAUUUGGGACCAACCCAUCCGAUGGAUAACCCUGACUGGGUACCCCCAACAGCUCCCACCAAAGAAAAGGACCGCGAAUAUUGGUUGACCAGUGGACAGGCUCGACUACGACGUCAACUGGAACUGAACGAGCAAAACAUAAACGUGGCCAAAAACGUUAUCAUCUUUCUCGGCGAUGGAUUGUCAAUACCAACACUCGCUGCCACCCGCAUGUAUUUGGGGGGCGAGGAACUGGAACUUUCGUUCGAAACCUUUCCCCACACGGGACUGGCGAAGACAUACUGCAUUAACUACCAGGUAUCGGAUUCAGCUUGUACGGCCGCCGCCAUCCUGACGGGAGUGAAGAACAAUUAUGGCACUAUCGGGGUCAGUGGUCAUGUGCCGCUAAGAAACUGUCCACUCAGCUUGCAGGAGUCGAACCGUUUGACAUCGAUACUGAAGUACGCCCAAGAGGAUGGUCGCUCGACGGGGAUCGUCACAAACACACGAAUCACCCAUGCAACGCCGGCCGUUGCGUACGCCGUCUCCGGGGCGCGAUACUGGGAAGAUGAUACGGAAUUACCCCCGGGCUGUGUAGACAUUGCAACGCAAUUGGUUCACGGCGACAUCGGGACGAACCUUACUGUAGCCCUUGGAGGUGGAUCAAGACAUUUCUAUCCAACCGGAACGUUGGACCGAAAUGGCGAACCGGGAAGACGCACUGAUGGUCGCAAUCUCGUCGAUGAGUGGAUCAACGAUGCAGUCGCUCGUGAGUUGCAGGCCCAGUUUGUUCACGACCAGACUGGACUCAUGGCCAUCCGACCCGAGCUGGUGGAUCGAUUGUUCGGUUUGUUUAGCGGAAACCACAUGUCUUAUAGGAUGUUGGCAGAUGCGCAACGUGAACCAUCGUUGCAGGAAAUGACAAUUAAAGCUUUGGAAAUUCUCCGACGCAAUGACCGUGGAUACGUACUACUAGUAGAAGGUGGACGAAUUGAUCACGCUCAUCAUGAUAAUUUGGCAAAGCUAGCAUUGGAUGAGACAGUAGAGCUACAUCGGGCCGUCGAGAGUGCUGUUCGACAGCUGGAUGAAAGCGUCCAGGAAACACUGGUACUGGUGACAGCCGAUCACUCGCAUACAUUCACGAUCGGAGGAUAUCCGGUGAGAGGUAACGAUAUCCUCUCGACCGGAGAUUUUUCGCGCUUCGACCGGAUGCCGUUCUUCACGCUAACUUACGCGAACGGACCAAGUUAUGCGGAUCAUUUCUAUGAAAAUGGGGGCCGCAGGAAUCCCGACGACAUGCGAGACCGAUUCCACGACCCCGACUUUACAUAUCCGGCCGCUGUUCCCUACGAGGAUGAAACCCACGGUGGAGACGAUGUAGCCGUAUUUGCCAAGGGUCCGUGGGCACAUAUUUUUAGUGGACUGUACGAGCAGCACGUCAUCGGACACGGACUCUUGUUUGCUGCCUGUCUAGGCCCGGAUACAUUCCAGCAAUCGGACGCUUGUCGUGAACGGCUGCGUGGAGGUACAGCAACACCCAUACGAGGCUUAGCACAACUACUAGCAAUACUUAUGGUGGUUGUAUACAUCCGAACAAAAACGUUGUUGUUAGUGUAAAAUCAAAAUUCAAAUGAAUGGUAAAGAUGAGUAAUACAAGCAAAAAACCAAAAUUACUUUAAGUAAGGGUAAUAAAUUGAUUGAAACGGCUUGGGAAACAUGCAUUAGGACAUUAUUUACAACCGAAUCCCGAUGAGUAUCCUUUUGCAAGUCGCAGUUGUACUAUAUGCAAACAGAAAACUCCUCGAGUGAAACAAACAAUAAACAAAAAACGCAACUUUUACGAUAACAAACGACACUUUUCGCUUUUUAUUUUGCAAACUUUUGUGUUCGUGUUUUUUUGGUACCGUUAACGGACCUAGCAUCCACCUUAUCCGGGGAUGGAAGCAUGGAAGACAAUUUGAACCUUUUAAUAUUUGAUUGUGCCUAUCCUAUCACUUUGUUCCAUGCUUGAAGUUAUUUUUUCGUUUUUCAUACAGCUUUCCCCGAUCCAAACGGACCGUAGCACAAACUUUCUAUUCCAGUGUGCCAUUUUGCUAUUUUCAUGCAACAACGCGGUCGGUAAUCGAUUCCAGGUUGUUUCUCCUGCGCCCACAACCAGAGCACCUGUAGGCCUUCGGAAACCGUAAUUAAUCAAAAACUUUUUCCCAGCUCCAACUGCCUUCGCUACUCCCCUUAAUGCUUCAGAGCGCGAGGGAUACUAGGGCAAAGCGACAGUAGGAUAUUUACCACCCCGUGUUACUUUCCUUCUCGCAGAGUGAAAUUAGAAUCACCUAAUGAAGUACCUCCGCUCGGUGCAAUCAAUCGAUUCGCACGGCACCUUCGCUAAAUACUUUCGUGCGAGACCAAGAUCGAGCAUACACCUUCAAGGUAUGUUGUUUCUAGACUAUUGCAAGAAAGCGGACGAAAGGAAAGUUGGAAUUCACUAAUACAAAUGGACAUUCCCAUCCCUGCGAAUGGUGGCUGUUUGGGAGAUGUGUAUAGCAUCCCAUUAGACGAACCGUGCUCCCUCUAACAACUGACCGCUAAUCCGAAUGAAAUUCCGCACGCCGCCCGUAUAUUCUCUGUUUUCUCUAUCCAUCAUGCUGCACGUGUCAGAAGUUUUGCUGUUCAUCGUUUCAAAUCCGUACACGAUACGUGCAGAUUGCUUUGCCAUUUGUACAGCUUUUACUCGACUAUGUUUCGUUACUUUCAAACACAGCAUGAAGCAAAUGAUUGGUCUUAUAAAAAUGAUCACUUACGGGGUUCCGUCUUUUUGAUGUUCGCGUUUGAGUUGGGAAACUGAUGUACAGCGAUUACUUGGAAGAGGCAUUACUUCGUGACCAACUCCACCUUUAGAAUAGUGAACAUAUCACAGGAAUGCUAUAAAAAUCAUAUCCUCCAGUAGAUCAAAAUAUUUAUAUUCGACAGGAAAGUAAAAGAAACUGUAAUGUCAUAAUGC